AGAAGUGCACCGAAUAGAAGCCAAAUGGUGAAGAAAUAGAUGGACUGCUAAUACUGUCCUCAACCCAACAAUUAAGUCCUAUAAAUAAACUCACACACCGCUUCAUUUCAUCAAACACAGACACAAAUACGAAAAAUGGAGCGAGCAGUUGACAACACUCAUCAGCAGCAAGAUACAGUGCCAACUUCAUGGGGAGGAUCCAGCAACCGCAUCGCUGCUCUUUCUUUAGACGGAAAAGAGCAACCAACUACCCAGAAACCUGGAUGGAGAAAGUUCUUAUCAUUUGUGGGACCUGGUUUCUUGGUUUCACUAGCUUAUCUUGAUCCUGGCAACUUGGAAACUGAUUUACAAGCAGGAGCUGACCAUGGUUUUGAGUUGCUUUGGGUUAUACUUAUUGGCCUCAUCUUUGCUCUUAUAAUUCAAUCACUUGCUGCAAAUCUUGGUGUAAGCACGGGAAAGCAUCUGUCAGAAUUAUGUAAGGCAGAAUAUCCAAAAUUUGUAAAGUAUUGCUUAUGGUUGCUAGCUGAGGUUGCUGUCAUUGCUGCCGAUAUCCCCGAAGUGAUCGGGACGGCUUUUGCACUAAAUAUUUUAUUCAACAUCCCAGUGUGGGUUGGAGUUCUUUGUACUGGUGUUAGCACUCUUCUCCUUCUUGGAUUGCAGAAAUAUGGGGUAAGGAAACUAGAAAUGCUAAUAGCAAUACUGGUGUUUGUGAUGGCCGGAUGUUUCUUUGGCGAAAUGAGCCAUGUGAAGCCACCAGCAUCCGGUGUCAUCAAGGGCAUGUUCGUCCCCAAACUCUCCGGUCAUGGAGCCACCGGUGACGCCAUUGCCCUACUCGGUGCCCUUAUCAUGCCGCACAACCUGUUUCUGCACUCGGCUCUUGUGCUAUCUAGAAAAGUACCCAAUUCAGUUCGUGGCAUCAAUGACGCGUGUCGCUAUUUCCUGAUAGAAAGUGGAUUUGCAUUGUUUGUAGCAUUUUUAAUAAAUGUGGCAGUGAUAUCUGUAUCUGGCACUGUUUGCACAGCCCAAAACAUUUCAAAACAGACUGCUGAUCAAUGCAGUGAUAUCACCCUUAAUUCUGCUUCUUUCCUUCUUCAGAAUGUGUUGGGAAAAUCAAGCUCUACCCUUUAUGCUAUUGCGCUAUUAGCCUCAGGGCAAAGCUCCACCAUAACAGGCACUUAUGCAGGACAGUAUAUUAUGCAGGGUUUCUUGGAUCUUAAGAUGAGAAAAUGGGUUAGGAACUUAUUGACUAGGUGCAUUGCCAUCACGCCUAGUCUUAUCGUUUCGAUCAUCGGUGGAUCACAGGGAGCUGGCCGUCUCAUAAUCAUCGCAUCGAUGAUACUCUCAUUUGAACUUCCAUUUGCUCUUAUGCCACUUCUUAAGUUCAGUAGUAGCUCUACUAAGAUGGGGCCACACAAGAAUUCAAUUGUUAUAAUAGUGAUCUCAUGGAUAUUGGGUCUAGGAAUUAUUGGAAUAAACAUAUAUUACCUAAGCACAGCCUUUGUGGGUUGGCUAAUCGACAACAAUUUACCAAAAUUUGGGAAUGUUUUGAUUGGAAUUGUAGUUUUUCCUCUGAUGGCAAUGUAUAUAAUUGCAGUAAUUUAUCUUACAUUUAGAAAAGACAGUGCAGUAACUUUUAUUGAGCCAUUGAAGGAUGGUCCGACCCAAAUGGAAGGCGGGUUACCCAAAUCUAAUGAUCCAUUGGAAAUGGAUCGUCUGCCUUAUAGAGAGGAUUUAGCUCACAUUCCACUGCCUGAAUAGAAUAGUUUAAAUUAUUCUAUAAGAUGCUCUGUUUUUAUGUAUGAAGUGAAAUUUAGCAUAGUUUGAUUUUGCGCAUUUUGAAUUCUAGCUACAAGAAGGCUGAUGAAUAUAAUUUUGGACAUGUUUGCUUUCA
This is a messenger RNA of Mercurialis annua (annual mercury), 1891 nucleotides long. Its product is annotated as metal transporter Nramp7.2-like. The transcript is spliced from 13 exons. NCBI's taxonomy places the organism in Eukaryota, Viridiplantae, Streptophyta, Magnoliopsida, Malpighiales, Euphorbiaceae. Bases 136 to 1758 code for a protein of 540 amino acids. Gene Ontology annotation, molecular function: cadmium ion transmembrane transporter activity; manganese ion transmembrane transporter activity. Gene Ontology annotation, biological process: metal ion transport. The record is from RefSeq and is a predicted model, not a curated record. Gene Ontology annotation, cellular component: membrane.